AUGUCCAAAUGCAUGGUGACUCCAAAUUUCACACUUUGCAAAGUUUGUGCGCAACCGGCUAAUGGAAAUCACUUUGGAAUACAAAGUUGUAGAGCGUGCGCUGCAUUUUUCAGAAGAGCGGCCCACUCGAAAUGGGGAUCUCAGCCGUGUAGAUCACACAAUUGUGAGAGGAAGUUGAUUCCGUGCAAACCAUGCCGUCUGAAACGAUGUCAAGAACAAGGAAUGAGCACCAGCAACUUCCAAUUCAAUCGAGAUAUUCUCAAACGAAUACUCCCUCGAUCUGUGGAAAUGUUUGUCGGAAAACCGGAAUCUGUGAUAUUUUGUGACUCCUCGGAAUCUGUGUCCAGUGAAAAAACAUUCAUCAAUGUUCAAAAGUUGAUUGACAAUACUUCGGCAAUCUUGAAAAAUGGAAUGGAAACCCCAGUGAGUGGAAGAAAUCAACUACAGAAAUUGGCAAAUGGAUUCGGAGGAUUCACCAGUCAAGUUUCUGUCAAGUUUCUGAAAACAAUGUCGAAAGAUGAGACGGCCGAUUGUUGGGAAUAUUAUAUUACGACCACAGCGAGAUGGUUGACGUUUUUUGAUGAGUUCAGGUUACUUCCAGAUGAGUUACAACUUAAAAUAGCUCUAGCUGUGUGGCACGUGUGGGGUCGGUUAGAGAAGCACGCUAUUACUGCAUUACUUCGGAAGCAAAACUUGUUCUCUGAUCGACAUAUGGUAGUGGUUGGAAGGAAUGUAUUGAUUAAUUUGGAAGAAUUCGAUUAUGAUCACACGUGGCUUACCAAGUAUCCACCGGAGCAGGUGGAGUUCUUCACUGGCGUCAAAUCCAUGGAACUAUACGAAUCUGUCGACUAUCUCAUCGAUCUGGAACCCACUCAAGUUGAACUGACCUACAUGUUGGCUCAAAUCAGUUUCCAGUAUGCUGGACAGCGAUUCCAGGGAGAAAUACUCAAAGCAUCGGAGAGAUUUCAACAAAUUCUCUCAAAUGAUUUGCAUGAUUAUUAUGUGAAUGAGUUGGAGAAACCGAGAUAUUCUGAGAGGUUGGCGAAGAUGAUGAAAGUGAAUAAUAUGAUUCAGAGACACGUCAGAGAGAUCCGACCACGUGCUGAUCUAGCAAGAACAUUUGAUAUAUUUUCUGUAGAAUUUUCUCAUCCUGAAGUUUUUCAUGAUACUGGUUUCUGA
Molecule: messenger RNA, 1179 nt
Organism: Caenorhabditis remanei
Lineage: Eukaryota; Metazoa; Nematoda; Chromadorea; Rhabditida; Rhabditidae
Exons: 7
Coding region: 1-1179 (392 amino acids)
Biological process (GO): regulation of DNA-templated transcription
Molecular function (GO): zinc ion binding; sequence-specific DNA binding; DNA-binding transcription factor activity
Source: RefSeq, a predicted model, not a curated record